Molecule: messenger RNA, 1481 nt
Organism: Gossypium arboreum
Lineage: Eukaryota; Viridiplantae; Streptophyta; Magnoliopsida; Malvales; Malvaceae
Product: F-box/LRR-repeat protein At4g14103-like
Exons: 3
Coding region: 100-1416 (438 amino acids)
Molecular function (GO): protein binding
Source: RefSeq, a predicted model, not a curated record
UUGGUACCCAAAUCGAAAUUCCGAAUAGACAAUACAAGAACCCUAAUUAUUAUUCCGCACAAAAAUAUUAUUCCUGGCUAACUUCUUCCAGGCAUUGGAAUGGGUAAGGAAGUGAAAACGAAGAAAGCAGACAGAAUCAGUGAUCUACCUGAUUCAAUUCUAACUCACAUUCUGUCCUUCCUUUCUACAAAAGAAGCGGUUAGAACAUCUAUUUUAUCUACUAGAUGGAGAUAUCUCUUUGCUUUACUUCCUAAUCUCCACUUCGAUUUGGAGGACGUUUUGCGCCGCAAGAAUUUUAACAGUUACGCCGCUUCCGUUGAGAACUUUAUGUCCUUCGUCGACAGAAUGCUGUUUUUAUAUAAUACAACAAUUGUGGAUAAAUUUCGUCUCAAAUGCCGGAGUAUGAUCGAUUCCAACCGUUUUUACGGAUGGAUAUCUGCUGCAGUUCAUCGCGGUGUUAAACAUCUCGAUUUAAACAUCUACCUUGACAAGUUCAUUACUUUACCGGAUGUUCUGUUUACUUGCAGGACAUUGGUGAGCUUGAAAGUGGAUAAAGAUUUUGUUUUGGAUGUUCCAAGGGGUGUUGUUCAUCUUCCGAAUCUAAACACUCUUCAUCUCGAGUCAGUUAAAUUUUUGAAUGAUGAUUCAAUUAAAAACCUCCUGUCCGGCUGCUCCAAUCUUGAAGAUAUGGUCUUAAAACAAUGCUACAUGGAAAAUAUAAGCAAAUUCAAUAUUUCACAUCAGUUGCUUAAGAGAUUGACUAUAGAUUACUUGUAUGAUGGUUACCAUUGUUGGUUAAUGAUUGAUACUCCAAAUCUAGCCUACUUCAAAUACCUCGACUCAAUAAAAGCCAGGUAUUCAAUAGAGAAUCUGCAAUCUCUUGUCAAAGCGGAUAUCUAUAUAUUCAAAACUAACUAUACUGUUCAAGGUGGUGCCACAACACUUUUUGGGGGGAUCUGCAAUGUUCCUUCACUUAUUUUGUGGGUUACUUCUCUCGAGCUUCUUUUAAGCUGCAAACCACUUCCUGUUUUUGCUACCUUGGUCAAAUUGAAGAUACCUUGUUAUGAUCUAUGCCGAGAGUACUCAUAUAUUCGAGGUGGAAAAGGACUUGAAACUUUACUCUCAAGUUUACCUGCUCUUGAAAAACUUGAGUUUUCUCAGGAAGUUCUUUGCUUUCUGCCAGCGAACGUGCCUUCUUGCUUGUUGUAUAAACUCAGAGCCAUCAAAAUUACAAACUUUACAGAAGAAAAACAUUGUAUUGGGAAGGCAAAGUAUUUCCUAGAGAAUGGUGGAGCUCUGCAGAAGUUGACAAUACUUACAGCACCAGAUGUUUCUGCAGAAAAACAAUUGAAGAUAUCCAACGUGUUGUCGGCUUCACCAAGGGAAUCAAAGCAAUUGUGCAUCUUGAUUGUUUGAUGUAAAUAUAUAAUGUUGUACUGUUGCUAUAUAUAUUAGUCUUGCUCUUAUAUAAGAGUGACUCA